GAAUUAAAAAAUAAGGGAAAUGAAGAAUUUAAAAAAGGUGCAUCAAUGAAGGCAUUAGAUUUUUAUAACAAAGCGUUGAAACAUCCAGAUUGUACUCAAAAUAUCAAACCUAUUUUAUAUUCCAAUAUGUCAGCUUGCUUCUUUAAUUUAAAAAAUUAUGAAAGAGCAUUAAUAUCUGCAAAUGAAUCUAUUUUGGUAGAUGAGAAUUUUUCUAAAGGUUAUUAUAGAAAAGCAUUAACAUUACAGAGUUUAGAAAGGGUUAAUGAAGCAAUUCAAGUUUGUGAAGUAGCACUUGCUAAAGAUCCAAACAAUGAACUUUUCAUUAAUUUAUUGAAAACACUAAAGCCAGAUAUUGAAACUAAACAAGAA
Molecule: messenger RNA, 369 nt
Organism: Naegleria gruberi
Lineage: Eukaryota; Heterolobosea; Eutetramitea; Acrasida; Naegleriidae
Exons: 1
Molecular function (GO): Hsp90 protein binding
Source: RefSeq, a predicted model, not a curated record